UUGCAUGUGGAAUGGAAAAUGGAUUCCGGGUUUAUAAUGCAGAUCCACUCAAAGAAAAAGAGAAACAAGAAUUUCUAGAAGGCGGCGUUGGCCACGUCGAAAUGUUGUUUCGCUGCAACUAUUUAGCACUAGUAGGUGGAGGAAAAAAGCCGAAGUACCCACCUAACAAAGUGAUGAUCUGGGAUGACCUGAAGAAGAAGACUGUCAUUGAGAUAGAGUUUUCGACAGAAGUCAAAGCAGUUAAGCUGCGAAGAGAUAGGAUUGUGGUUGUCUUGGACUCGAUGAUUAAAGUUUUCACGUUCACACACAACCCCCACCAGCUGCACGUCUUCGAAACCUGCUACAACCCGAAAGGUCUCUGUGUCCUUUGUCCAAAUAGUAAUAAUUCUCUUCUUGCAUUUCCUGGGACACACACUGGGCACGUGCAGAUAGUGGAUCUCGCGAAUACAGAAAAGCCUCCUGUCGACAUACCGGCCCAUGAAGGAGUGUUGAGCUGUAUAGCUUUAAACCUGCAGGGAACAAGAAUUGCAACAGCAUCGGAAAAAGGGACCCUUAUAAGAAUAUUUGAUACUUCAUCAGGGCACUUAAUCCAGGAGCUACGAAGAG
Eurypyga helias (sunbittern) is the source of this 606-nucleotide messenger RNA. RefSeq names its product WD repeat domain 45B (gene WDR45B). The transcript has 6 exons. NCBI's taxonomy places the organism in Eukaryota, Metazoa, Chordata, Aves, Eurypygiformes, Eurypygidae. Gene Ontology annotation, molecular function: phosphatidylinositol-3-phosphate binding; phosphatidylinositol-3,5-bisphosphate binding; protein binding. Gene Ontology annotation, cellular component: phagophore assembly site membrane; extrinsic component of membrane; cytosol. The annotation marks the transcript as partial. The record is from RefSeq and is a predicted model, not a curated record. Gene Ontology annotation, biological process: autophagy of mitochondrion; protein localization to phagophore assembly site; protein lipidation.